Molecule: messenger RNA, 222 nt
Organism: Eutrema salsugineum
Lineage: Eukaryota; Viridiplantae; Streptophyta; Magnoliopsida; Brassicales; Brassicaceae
Exons: 2
Coding region: 25-222 (65 amino acids)
Source: RefSeq, a predicted model, not a curated record
GCCGAAAGUUUGCUUUAACUUAUAAUGGCUAUAAAAGCAACACAUGUAUUUGGUUUUCUUGUCUCUCUGCUUCUUCUGCUCUUAUUGAUCUCCUUUCAAGUUGGAGUCUCCGAAGCUGCCAACCGUAACCAACGUCAAGGACCGGGCUCGCAGUCGCCUCUCCCUCCUACUGCCCCUAUAUAUCUGCCGCCCUCUAAAUCGCGCAGAGGAAAGGGUCCAUAA